Argiope bruennichi is the source of this 1412-nucleotide messenger RNA. Its product is annotated as zinc finger TRAF-type-containing protein 1-B-like. Gene Ontology annotation, cellular component: nucleus. The coding region runs from base 42 to 1229 and encodes 395 amino acids. The transcript has 6 exons. NCBI's taxonomy places the organism in Eukaryota, Metazoa, Arthropoda, Arachnida, Araneae, Araneidae. The record is from RefSeq and is a predicted model, not a curated record.
UUUAUUAUGUCUUAUUUUUUUAAAAACUAUUGAUUAAUGAAAUGCGAAAUCGAAACUCACCACAGUAUUUGAAUUGGAUUCGAUCCGUCAGAUUUGAUUCGAGAGUGCCAGAUCCUGCAAGUUUUACUACAAUAAUAAACAAGAGUUCUGGAACUGACAGAAAGAAUACACAUAUAAUGGCGGAUGAUAAUGCACAGUUAUCAACAAAUGACCGAAAUGAUUCUGGCACUACAAGUCCAUCUGAAGAACAAGAUGUGACUGAAUCUAGAGCUAAAAAAUUCAAAUCAAAUGAAGACGAAGAACCCCUUGAAGAACGGCUACACGGAAUCUUAUGUUGUGCUGUUUGUUUAGAUUUGCCAAAAUCUGCAGUUUAUCAGUGUAGAAAUGGACAUUUGAUGUGCUCUGAAUGCUUUAAUCAUCUUCUUGCUGAUGCACAUUUAAAAUUGGUACCAUCUGUGUGUCCUACUUGCCGAACAGUCAUCAAUAAAGAAGUAUGUGUUCGUAACCUGGUUGUGGAAAAAGCAGUUGCAGAAAUGCCCAUGACAUGCCCAAAUUGCUCAAUGAAAUUUCCUCGUUGCUUACAGGAUGUUCAUGACAAUCAGCUAUGCCAAGAAAGAUAUACAUGGUGUUGCUACUAUCGUAUUGGAUGUCCAUGGGGUGGACCUUUUAAGAAAAAGGCUGAACAUGAGAAAAAAUGUUUACAACCAACGAAGGAUGGCACAGAAAUAAAGCAAGCAAUUCCAAAUAUGUUUUUGCCUGUGAAGUCGAAUGGAAGGAAUCACUUGUGUGAUUACUUAUCAUUUGAAAAGAUUGCAUGCAAUGAUUUGCAGUUUCUUGGACCUUACCGUACAGAUGAAUUUUUUAUUCGAUUUGAAACCUUUCGAUUCUCUGCAUUUAAUAUGGAAUGGGAAGUCAGAGCUCAUGUUAAUAACAAUGAAGUGGAUCCUACUCUUUCUUGUGAAAGAACUUUAAGCUAUGCCUUAUUAUUGAGGGAUUCUGUUGAUAGGACAAUUAACAUGCAUUAUACUGUUGUAAAAGGCCCACUAGGUGAAAUGAAACUGCAUCCUCACAUAGAAGAAUUCAGAUUUAGUGAUACAACUCCUGAAUCACAUUAUGCUUUGCUCCCUCUUGAAGAUUCAUCUGAAUGUUACAAACUUCUUUCUGGGACCAUAAGAUUUAGGCUAAUUAUGUUUUGGGAUGAUACUGCUUAUGUGGAUAAUAAUUUAUAAGUACUGUAUCAUUUUGUUUCGUCAAAGCAUUUCUUAAUUUUUUUUUUGUUAUUGUUGGGUAUUUUGUUAUGUAAAUACAUUUUAUUAAAAUUAUGUUCUUUUUUUCUAAUUCUCAUGUUUGGAAGUAUUGGUGUGUUUUUCUGUGUCUGGAUUUGUAUUUUUUUUUUUUUGUCAUAAAAGAUA